Molecule: messenger RNA, 1387 nt
Organism: Chlorocebus sabaeus (green monkey)
Lineage: Eukaryota; Metazoa; Chordata; Mammalia; Primates; Cercopithecidae
Source: RefSeq, a predicted model, not a curated record
AAGAAAACACAGAAGAAAGUCUUUGUUUUCUGGAGUUAGGCCAAUAAUUCUUAGAUAUGACACCAAAAGCACUAUCCGUAACAGAAAAAUUUGAUAAGUUGGACUUCAUGAAAAUUAUGAGCCGUUGCUCAACAAAAGAUGUUAAGAGGAUGAAAAUACAAUAUACUGGGAGAAAAUAUUUAUAAAUAACAUAUCUAACAAAGGACUUGUAUCCAGAAUAUACAACGAGCUCUUGAAACAAUGAGGAAACAAACAAUCCAAUAUAAAAAUGGGCAAGAAACCGUGGAAGUAAAGAACCAGUAGGUGAAGAUAAAGGCAUCAAAGCAUAUAAGGAAUCGCAAAGCAGACACUGGCCCCGGCAGCAAGUGUAACUGGCAGCAGGAGAUGGCCAAGAGCACCCAGGGAAAAGGCCCAAGCCCUAGAAGACCUGGCCGGCUUCAAAGACCCAGCAUCAGGUUAUACUGAAGAAUCAAUGACUCAUGACAAAACCACCAAAAUACCCUACAAAUCACCACCAGAACUAGUAGACACUGCAACAAGCUCAAAGAGAUGGCCCAGGGCUUGUGGCCAGAAAGUAGAAGUGAAAGAAGAGCUGUUAGCAGUUGGCACGCUCACACAAACAUCAGGGGAGACCACGCACACCAACAAAGAACCAGCAGGUGAGGGCAAAGGCCUGAAAGCAUUUAAGCAACCCGCAAAGCAGAAGCUGAACCCAGAAAAUGUAACUGGCAGCAGGAGAUGGCCAAGAGUGCCUAAGGAAAAGGCCCAACCCCUGGAAGAUCUGGCCAGCUUCCAAGAGCUCUGGCAAACACCAGGCCACACUGAGGAACUGGCAAAUGGUGCUGAUAGCUUUACAAGCACUCCAAAGCCAGCACCUGACAGUGGAAAACCUCUAAAAAUAUCCAGAAGAGUUCUUCAGGCCCCUAAAGUAGAAUCCGUGGGAGACCUGGUAGGCACCAGAGACCCUGUAAAAUCACAAAGCAAAAGCAACACCUCCCUGUCCCCACUGCCCUUCAAGAGGGGGUAUGGAAAAGAUGGAAGUGUCAUAGGAACCAAGAGGCCGCACUGCAUGCCUGCACCAGAGGAAAUCAUAGAGGAGCUGCCAGCCAGCAAGAAGCAGAGGGUUGCUCCCAGGGUGAGAGGCAAAUCACCCUUGCUCAUCAUGAAGAGAAGUCUGAGGACUUCUGCAAAAAGAAUUGAACCUGCAGAAGAUCUGAACAGCAAUAACAUGAAAACCAACAAAGAGUAAUACGAACUACAAAACUCAGUCCCUGAAAAUAAGGGAAUGUCCCUGCGCUCCAGACACCAAAAUAAGACUGAUGUAGAACAGAAAAUAACUGAGGUAAUUGUAUUAGCAGAAAGAAUUCCAAUAAACUGAAAUGAAAAG